Anneissia japonica is the source of this 1902-nucleotide messenger RNA. RefSeq lists its product as uncharacterized. NCBI's taxonomy places the organism in Eukaryota, Metazoa, Echinodermata, Crinoidea, Comatulida, Comatulidae. The transcript has 2 exons. The coding region runs from base 196 to 1902 and encodes 568 amino acids. The record is from RefSeq and is a predicted model, not a curated record.
GUUCACGUUUAGAAAACCAGACGAUCUUGAAUUUCCGCUAGUUGAGGGAGUGGAUACAACACGUGGCAUUACUGGAAAAUAUUGAGGAAGAUCAACUUAUUAAUCGCUAUAAUGUAGGCAACUCAAAGAGUUGCGUUACAGACAUUUAUGAUGGUGUCCGCUACAGAAAGCUUAUGACAAAGGGCUUUGUCUUGGAUGAACAGUAUAAUUUUUCAUACAAUUUUAAUACUGAUGGUGCCUCUUAAAAGUUCAGGAUACAGUAUUUGGCCAAUACAUGUUACAAUAAAUGAAAUAAUUCCAAGGGAACGGAACAAACAUACUGUUCUUUCUGGACUUUGGUUUGGAUACACGGAACCAGACAUGACUCUCUUUCUGCAACCAUUUGUUGAUGAUGCUGAAAAUUUGGCAACCACUGGUAUUAAGUGGCAAUCGAGUAAUGGAAAAAUUAUCAGUAGCAAAUUUGUUCCGUUGGUUGCCGCAGUAGAUUCGGUUGCCAGACCUAUGCUACAAAAUACCACGCAGUACAAUGGAAUGUUUGGUUGCGCAAUGUGCAAACAUCCAGGAAAGCAAGCAAAAAGAGGGAAUGGAACAGCACAUAUAUACCCCCUUCAAAAUUAUUCUGACAGAACUGAUGAAGAGACUGUGCAACACAUGCGGCAAGCAGUGAGAGAUGGGAAAGUGAUUAUGGGUGUCAAAGGUCCAUCUGUUCUGAUAAAUCUUCCUUAUUUUAAUAUUGUGUCUGGUUUUAGUCACGAAUAUAUGCAUAGUGUCCUUUUGGGUGUUACAAGGCAAAUGACAUAUUUAUUUCUUACAUCAGUAGGCACAGAUUUUUCCAUUGGUUCACCAAGGAGGCUCAAUUUGGUAAAUUCACGACUGUCUGGUUUAACUCCCACAAGUGAGAUAACUCGGUGCCCACGGUCAUUAAAAGGUGUAAAGUAUUGGAAAGCCAGUGAGUGGAGGACUUGGUUACUAUUUUAUUGCAUUCCCUGUUUAAGAGACAUCAUUCCAGCUCGCAAUCUUCAGCAUCUACUUCUACUUUCUAAAGCUAUAUUUAUCUUGCUUAAGGCACAGAUAACGUAUCAGGAGAUUAAUAAGGCACAUGAAUUUCUUAUUGAAUUUGUUGGGAAAAUGGAGAUACUGUAUGGUCCUGAAGAGUGCAAGUUUAAUGUCCACCUUCUUACACACUUGGCUAUGUCGGUGAAAAAUUGGGGACCCUUAUUGGCACAUUCUGCAUUUGGUUUUGAAAGUGCAAAUGGAAGACUAGCAAAAUUAAUUAAAGGUACUCAGUACAUUUUGAAGCAGAUUACAAGGCGCUUCUUGCUUAGCAAAGCUCUUCCAUGUUUUUCAAAACAUGUUCAAUUUAAUCCAUCUUGUCAAGAAUUAUAUGAGAAAUUAACUGACUUAAUCCUACCACGUGUUUCGGCUGCUGCAGAAAUUGAUAAAGGCUUUGUAAUGCUGGGAAGACCAUCAAUUUCCAAACUAUCUGCUGAAGAAGCUGCAGCUCUGUUAGACUGCAACGUAAAUCCAGCUCCAGAUGAAAUAGCUGUUUACAAACGAAUGAUUUAUCAAAAAUGUUUGCUGCAUAGUACACAAUACACUCGGGCAACAAAAAGAAACAACACCAUUAUUAUGGCUGAUAAUACAUAUUACAAAAUAUUGAAAUUGGCAACAUACAAAACUCAAAGGGAGAAACAGUGUGUUUUAUUUGUAAAACCGCUAAACAUACAACAGAACAGAAUUUUUGGGCAACAUUCUCAAUUGCAACUUGUUGUCGAAGGUAGUGGUUUGUUUGCUAUUAAAAUUCAGAAUGUCCAGCAAAAGUGUAUAUAUAUAUAUGCCCAGAUGGAGACAACUGUUAUGUUUGCCCACUUCCAAAUAUGUAUGAACGAGACUAAAUUGUGA